Petromyzon marinus (sea lamprey) is the source of this 9221-nucleotide messenger RNA. Its product is annotated as glutamine--fructose-6-phosphate aminotransferase [isomerizing] 1-like. Gene Ontology annotation, biological process: protein N-linked glycosylation; UDP-N-acetylglucosamine metabolic process; fructose 6-phosphate metabolic process. The record is from RefSeq and is a predicted model, not a curated record. Lineage: Eukaryota; Metazoa; Chordata; Hyperoartia; Petromyzontiformes; Petromyzontidae. Gene Ontology annotation, molecular function: carbohydrate derivative binding; L-glutamine:D-fructose-6-phosphate transaminase (isomerizing) activity.
UCGGCGCCCUCGCGAGUCCCGCGUCUCGACACUUGCCACGUUACCCGCUUCGCUGGGAGUCACGGCCGCCCGCGCCUCGCGUCGCCCCAACAGCCUCCUCGCCGCUCGCCCUAAGGCCGAACGCACGCGCUAAGACAUUGCCUUGCCCCCACCCCAGUGUCGUCCGAGAAAGCCGACGGCAUGUGCGGAAUCUUCGCCUACCUAAACUACAAUGUGCCGCGCUCACGGAAGCACAUCCUGGACACCUUGGUUAAGGGACUGCAGAGACUGGAGUACCGUGGAUAUGACUCUGCAGGAGUGGCCGUGGAUGGUGGAAAUGACAAGAACUGGGACAAGAACUCCAAGGUUAUCCACCUCAUAAAGAAACGAGGGAAGGUGAAGGCCCUGCAGGAUGAGAUCUACAAACAAGAUUCCUUGGACUUUGACAUCGAGUUUGAGACCCACGUGGGCAUUGCGCAUACUCGUUGGGCCACUCACGGAGAGCCCAAUGCUGUGAACAGCCACCCUCAGCGGUCAGACAAAAACAAUGAAUUUGUUGUGAUUCACAAUGGAAUCAUCACCAACUACAAGGACUUGAAGAAAUUCUUGGAGAGCAAAGGCUACGAGUUUGAGUCCGAGACGGACACAGAGACCAUCCCAAAGCUUCUCAAGUACAUGUACGACAACCGCGAGAGCGACGAGAUCAGCCUGAGCACCCUGGUGGAGCGCGUCACGCAGCAGCUGGAAGGAGCAUUUGCGUUGGUCUUCAAGAGCGUGCACUUUCCAGGCCAGCUGGUGGGGACAAGACGCGGAGGACCUCUGCUGAUUGGAGUGCAAAGCAAACACAAGCUUUCAACCGACCACAUCCCUGUCCUGUACCGCUGUGCUGACAAGCAAGUAUCAGCAUUGCACCAGCUCACUACCCAGUGGAAAGCAGAUGAAGAUGGAAAGGAAAAGAAGGCUGUAUCAACACUGCCUCGGGUUGAUGGGGACACGUGUCUGUACCCGAUUGGGGAAGAGACUGGUGUGGAAUAUUAUUUUGCAUCGGAUGCAAGCGCGAUCAUCGAGCACACGAACCGCGUGAUCUUCCUGGAGGACGACGACGUGGCGGCGAUUGUGGACGGUCGUCUCUCCAUCCACCGCAUCAAGCGCACUGCUGGGGAUGACCCGGCGCGUGCCAUCCAGACCCUGCAGAUGGAACUGCAGCAGAUCAUGAAGGGGAGCUACAGCUCUUUCAUGCAGAAAGAGAUUUUUGAACAGCCCGAGUCCGUGGUGAACACCAUGCGUGGCCGUGUCAACUUCGACGACUUCACAGGUACAGUGUUGCUGGGAGGCCUGAAGGAUCAUAUCAGAGAGAUCAGACGGUGCAGGCGCCUCAUUGUCAUCGGCUGUGGCACCAGCUACCACGCAGGCGUUGCGACUCGCCAAAUCCUGGAGGAGCUGACGGAGUUGCCGGUGAUGGUGGAGCUGUCCAGUGACUUCCUUGACCGCAACACGCCCGUCUUCAGGGAUGAUGUCUGCUUCUUCAUCAGCCAGUCGGGGGAGACCGCGGACACGCUCAUGGCCCUGCAUUACUGCAAGGAGCGUGGGGCGUUGACGGUGGGCGUCACCAACACGGUGGGCAGCUCGAUCUCGCGCGAGACCGACUGCGGCAUCCACAUCAACGCCGGGCCAGAAGUUGGCGUGGCCAGCACCAAGGCAUACACGAGCCAGUUCGUGGCGCUUGUGAUGUUCAGCCUGAUGAUGUGUGACGACCGCCUGUCCAUGCAGAAGCGCAGGCAAGAGAUCAUCAGUGCUCUCCGCACUCUGCCAGACCUGAUUAAAGAGGUGCUUGCGCUCGAUGAUCAGAUCAAUUCGCUGGCUCAUGAGCUUUACCAGCAAAGAUCCCUGCUGGUGAUGGGACGUGGCUUCAACUAUGCCACCUGCAUGGAGGGUGCUCUGAAAAUCAAGGAGAUCACGUACAUGCAUUCGGAGGGCAUCCUCGCCGGGGAGCUGAAGCAUGGGCCCCUCGCACUGGUGGACAAGCUCAUGCCUGUCAUCAUGAUCAUCAUGAAAGACCCCACGCACACCAAGUGUCAGAACGCACUUCAGCAAGUGGUGGCCAGAAAGGGGCGGCCUAUCCUGAUCUGCGAGAAAAACGACGAUGAGUCGAAGCUGCUCGCGUACCGCACCAUCGAACUGCCGCACACGGUGGACUGUCUGCAGGGCGUCCUUACCGUCAUCCCCCUGCAGCUCCUGUCUUUCCAUCUGGCUGUCCUGCGUGGCUUUGACGUGGAUUUCCCACGCAACUUGGCAAAGUCCGUCACAGUCGAGUGAAUCCGCUCUCAAAGUUCCCCGGUGAAGCAAGAGAAAUGUUUUUCAUUCGACACUGUCCUUUAGUUUUGUGCUUCUGUGCAUAAUAUAUUUGCAUUCCUUAUUUACCGGUGUUGCUUGAAGCAAUUGUUUCUUCAACUGUCAAGUUAAAGUGUAACGGAUGUUUAUUUUAUAACUCUAGUUCUGUAAGCUCUUACAUGAUGCGACCAAUAAAUAACACUGAACAAGAAUGAAGUGGAAAUCGGCUAAUGUGUUAGUUAAGAAUAUAAUUCAAUUCAAUGCCGUUAACCCGGUGAGAGCCCAAUUAAAUUCAUGCAUUAUCUAUAACUACAUUUAGGCGGAGCCUUUACAUAUUAGUUUAAUGACGUGUAAUUUACUUAGUGUCUUGGCAUGCUCUAAAUUGUAGAGACUGGUUUACCAUUGUUCAGCUGUUGUAUUUUGGCUUUCUGCUGGUAUCGCACGUCUUGUUUACAGGACAAUAAGUAUCGUUGAAGGGAACAUGAAUGAAAGAAUAACUUGAAUAAUGUGGUAUUGUUAUUCUAAUUAGCCAGGGUGGUAAUAUCUCCAGAAUGGAAAAACUCUUAUGUCUUGAAGGGAUGGUGGCCGAUGGAUGAGACUAACGAAGGAUUGACAGCCAAAGGAGGGAACGUGCCCCGGGGGAGCAAGUCCUCCGAGGAGGUGGAGUGAUGGUGUCCGCUCACGUGCAAGUGUGUUAGGUGAAUUAUUACGUUGCAGGAUUGAGAGACGCUGAUGGCAAUGGCUUUCAGAGGCCUUCAUCCUGCAGUGGAUUGAUCAUGGCUGAUGAUGUCUUAUUAUAUAAAACAAAAAAUAUGUGCUAUUCGAUAUGCAUCGACAAUAUGGAGGUUGUGCAACGUGUGAAGUCGCAUCAAUUAUGACACGUGUUGUUGCUUAUAUUUUUUGAAAUGCAGAUGUAAUGUGAAUACUGAAUGCAGAUACUGUGGUUGUCAGCAAGUGUGAGAGAUUGUAAUUCACAGCAAAUAGUUUGAUCUUGGCGAUGUGCUGUGUUAGGCCAAUUUGCUUCUAAAUCACGAGCUUUAUGCAUGAACAUCCAUUUGUAUUUAAAUUAUUAGUAUUAUGCUAAAUAGUGGACACAAAUGAUCAGUUAUGUUUCCGUGCUUAAAACAAUACAAUUUGCUCACAAAUGCAUCGGUCGUUAAGGAAUACAUGCAAAAGUAUGUUUACCAUAUUUAUGCAUUGUACAUUUGACAUGUUUGUGUCGGCUCUCUUAUGUAACCUUAUGUAUAAAAAAAGUUGAAUUAUUCAAUCUGUCUUCAUAAAAGUAGAAUGAAGCUAAACUUUUAUAAAGAGAUUAGACUUUUAACGUUUUUUUGUUCAUCCUAUCCCAUUGGGACUGAUAUAACUUGGCACUUGUGUCACGUGGCAGCAUUGACAGGCAUUUCGUAUUUCCAUUCCACAUGCGAUGGGUUUAAUAGUCAGGGUUGGCUUUGAAAGCACUUGUUCAUUGGUAGAGAGACCUGUUUUUGUUGCAACAUUGUUAAUUUGCUAUUCUUUUUAAAGAAGUCUAUUGUACUCCCUGUUUUACAUGAAUAGCAUGUAUGCCCCAACAAUGUCAAUUCGGGGUGUAAAGAGCCAUCCAGUCAUUGAUUUAUUUAUAGAUAAUUAAGAUAUUAUUGAUAAGUGCAUGAGAUUGAAUGUGUAAGAAUCGAUGUUUCCAUUUGUGCAGAUAUGCAAUUAUGAUGUGAGCAAAACUGUACAAACGAGAAAUAAAGAAAAAAACAUUAACUAAGUAAAGGAGAUUGUAAAAUUGGGACGAUACAUCCUCAAUUAUCGAAUGGAAUUACUGCCCCGAUUUGCGUUGAUUUAUAAAAGUCUCCUGCAGGCACGAAUCAUUGUACCCCCUCUGUCAGUGGUGCGCAGUCAAUGCUCUCUACUUGCACUUGUCUUCUUGAGCUCUUUAUCUUUAGCCAAUUGGAGCGUUCUCUUGUUAUUCAAAUUGUACGCCACCGAGCACAAUGGCUGGGCCCAUGCCAGGAACUGUGCGAGUGGACAGCCCCUACUGCCCAGCGGGGUAGAGUGGGUGGGGGAAAGCAGGGGCUUAACAGCUGUUUCACACCCACCCUGGGUACUAAUGCCAUUUUUUUUUGCAAUGGGAACAGGAGUCAACAAUUCCAUUCAAUUUAGUUUGCGUUUACACAACAUCGCGUUUGAAAAAUAAGGCUUUGUGUUUGCCCCCCCCCCUCCCCAAAAGAAAAUAAACCCCAACAUGUCUGGCUCAUAAUUUCCAAUUACAUGGGGAAUAUGAAGCGAGAGUCAAACAGUUAAAUUGAAAAACUAAUGCGCAUUGACAUUUGUGAGAAAAAAGUUAAUCCCAAAAGCGUUUGAAGGAAAGUGUAGCAGAGGCCGUACAUAGUAGCAUGUAUGGUGCGAAAGAAGUUCAACACGUAAGUUACAGUAGAACUGAUGCAAUGAGCGGCACACCUCUAUUCAUGGACCUCAGCAGGCAAAGUGGUAUGCAAUUUCAGCCUUUCCGAGUACACUGUUGGCGGCAUUUGGCAUAGUGUGCACUUCACAAGAGCAUCGAUAAUGUUCAGGGUAACUUUUAUGUGUGCUGGGGAGAUUUUGAAGUUGGAAUUACACGCAGUCCAAGCACCUGUUAAUUGCGUGGAAUGUAAAUUGAUAGUUCGUUGCAGCAAAAGUACCGUUAUCCGGUAUCCAUGGGGAAUGAAGUAUGUUGGUUUCAUCGAAUACGCCAGUUAUCCGAGAGGUUACUUAUGAAAAAUACGUGCAGGUUUUAGCCUUUCUGGCAACAAAGCAGGUGUUAAGAUGUUCAAACACCAAAUAAAAACCUUUUUGCAAGGAAUAAAGUUCCUGCAUUAACCACACUUGCUUGUGGUGAACAUGCAAACAAACACGUGGCUCUGAUAAUAAACUAGCAUUGCCUUUGAUUGUCCUACACCAGAGACAGCGGCAGUCUUCUUCAUGGCCUCAUCUCGUGAGUGUCGGACCAAACGGCGUACAGUACAAAGACAAUGCACGUAUCAGAGCAUUUAUAGCUUGGGGUGAGCAGCUAUAUAAUGGGACCUUUUUUUUUAUACUGGCAGUUAAACCGAUGUUUCAGAAAAUUUUCCAAGUACAUUUAAAGACACAAACUAAGCCAAAAUGUAUCGUACAUGAAAUAAUAUACACUUUUUAUGGAGGCGCUCACGGGUCGUUUGUGGAGCAUUCUAAGUUGAUCAUAGAGAAGCAGUGGGGAAGUUUAGAGUACGGUAUAUGGGUAGGACAGUGCUGUAUGUACAGACUAUGUACAGACUUGCCCUUGCACUGCCAGUUGGCAGCUUCCUGAAGCUCCCGUAAACGACAGCUCUCUGUGAUAAGCGCACGGCAAGAUGCCGGAUGGCUGUCGGAUUUUUUUCCAGAUUAGUGAAGGAAGAUUUGUAUUGCCGUCAUAUGACAAAUGCCGGUUAAUCGAGCAUUCCGGAUGGUGAAGUGCCGGAUAACAGGGUUUUUGCUGUAUUCUGUGGUGGUGGUGGUGGAGGGGAUUGGGAAUGGUUAUGGGACCAAACAGUACCUUGUAGAGUAUACUCAACUUUAUUUGUUGUGCAAUAAGUCUUUUGAUUUUAAAUUGUUAUAAUACUGGUGUCUGUUAUGUUUUGUGGUUAUACAGUAGGUGUAGCUGGUUUUUUUUCCCCUACUAUUACACAAGUUCAUUACCAAUGUAUCAAGUGUGAUGACGAUUUUGUGGUGUGAUUUGAAAAGGUUACUGAAACUUACAGCUGAAAGCAUCAUCUGCUGCCAAGUCCAAUUUGGGUAAUGCUUUGCAGGUAGUGAUAUGCCCCCUUUCCUUGGUUUUUUUGAGUUUCGAGGCAUCGCCUGUUGAAUGUGACACGGGGGGGAACCCCGUGGAGGUGACACGAUUUCAACUUAAAUCAUUGGCCUCGAGUCACGGCAAAUGGGGAGGUGGCUAUUGUUGCCCAUUAGUGUGACUGGACCAUUGCAUACAUGCAUGCAAGUGUGUCACUAAGCGUCAUCGCUUCGAGUGUAAUGUGUAGUACGCGGUCGGUCCCACCGUAACGUAAUUAGAGCGCGGAACAGCAGAUCCUGAUCGAUAGUUUGACGUGAGCAUCAUCUUGGGCUUUUGUCGUGCAUAAAUGUCCUCGCACGAGCAGGUUGUUACGAUGGUCAUACAAACGCUCAUUGUAUCGAAUGAAAUGUCUUUAUGUGGUCUGCGUUGGUCGUGUAAUUCCGUUGCCGUGGAAUGUUCCACGUUGGGACUGCCUAUUUUAUUUCGGAUUUAUUUCGCGCGCCCUUAGCCAGGGCGCUAUUUGAAUUUGAGUUGGCAAUUUUAAGGCAGUUUUUUUUAAAACAAUGGCUUAACUGUGUCAAACAUGUAUUUAUAGAUUUUGUUCAACAACAACAUAGAUACAUGUGUGUUGGUUAUGCUCCAGUUUUUUUACUUUGAUUUUUCUUGCUGCAUGCACAGUAUAUAGUGUAUACAGUAUAUAGUGUAUACAGUAUAUAGUGUAUUCAGUAUAUAGUGUAUACAGUGUAUAUACAGUGCAUUGCAUGGUUUUUCGCUUUUGUUCCCCUUCGUCGCGUGGGACGUGUUUAACAAUCAUCAGAUGCGUGCAGUGUGGAACAAGUACAUUUGUAUUUGAAUGGGGUGUAAAGUGGUAAACGAGGAAGGACGUGGUGGGUUGUGAAGACUGGAGUUUGGGAACCCCUGAAUAAGAGCAUCUGUAAAGAUUACCCAAAUUACACUGGCUUCAGCAGCAAGGGCAAAGCUGGAUUGUGUUCUGCGGAGCUCUGCAAUAGAGCUGUGCAUGUACAGGGUACGUGGCUGUAAUUGGAGGAAGGCUUCUUCCUGGAAGGUUACAAGAGACGGAUUUGUGGUGAAAGCUUUUUAACGAAGAACACCCUAUUAUAUUGCUGUUUAUGAUUUGUUUCUAAUAAAAUAUAGGACACUCUUACAUGCUUUGAUUUAUUUACCAUAUUCAUAAUUAUGCAAACAUGCAAUCCAUUUAGCUUGUGUGGUCACAGCAAACCAAUUUGCAUAAUUUAUCCACUUAAGUACUAUAAAUAUGCACAUGGUAGAAAUAUUAAUGCUCUUCAUUAAUUGCACUUCAAAACGUUAAUGCAUUUUUAUUUAAGAGUCAUUACCCUUAAGGUUUUAAUGUGUACCCAUUUUUCAGAACUUUCAUGGCAGAACUCUUUUUUUUUGGGGGGGUGGGGGGGGGCUUAACAUUGGUCCGUGAGUGGAUCUCGUAUCAAGCGGGAUAAAUAUCUGGCGAGUGUGCCGCACGAAGCCGGGGCGGACGUCAAGGUUCGGAUUGGCCCCGUAAACAGCAGUGACAGAAUGUCGCUCCUUAUUUCGCGAGGAUCACUUCGCGGGUGGGCGGCAGCGAACUCCGCUUGUAAUUAGGUGGCCGUGUCCUGCGGCACACGCUGGUCCGCGCCGCUGACGUCCUCGCUGGUCAUUGUCCAACCGUGUUCACAUCAAGCCGCGAGGUUUUGUCAAAAAUGUUUUAUUGGGAUGUCGAGCAGAGCAUCCGAGAGACUUUUUGAUUUGCCCCCCCCCCCCCCCCGCUUUUUCUUAAAGAGCGGCACUGCUGCCACGCAUGAUGGCUCUCUUCAAAUCUAUAUGAUGGGAGGCCGAGGCAAGUUGCCUCAUUCAGAAAUGUUUGCCUGGCUCCGACGAAUAGGCACGAAAAACUCCUUAUUUUGCUGUCAUUAACACGCACAAUUUUUGUCGUUCAGAAACACAAGCAAGUUAGGAUUGAAUUUUUUAUUAUUUUAAUUCACAUAUAUAGUUACACUUUUUUUUUAUUGAACAGUAUACAUCAAUUUAGACUUAACUUUCGUCACUGCAGGAAUUCAUAUUCUUGGUUCUAAGUCACUACAAUGUGCAUUUUCUACUUUUCACAUUGACAUGAAUGCCAUUGCUACUCAUGUGCAGUGUUGAGUGCUCGUUACAAUCGCCCGACUCUUCCAUAUUGUGCCUCCCUCACCCUUUUAAAAUUAGCCCCAGGUUUGUGAUUCUGAGUGAGGUAUGAUCGCGUUGCACGUAAAUACAAAUCCUGUGACUUUUCUCUCGCUCUUCCUCUUCUGCUACCUGAUCAUCGGCGGCUGCCUGUGUCCAGAUAAAAAAAAACACACCAACUGCGUGAGAAAUCCUGCGCUGGAAGAGCAGGAUUUAUUUAUCACGUGUCUGCCCUCAAGGCUCAAACCCAAGAUCACAGAGGUGCUGGCUCUGUUUCCUGACGUUGCUGCAUUAACCCGAGCAACACGAUGACCCUCCUGUCGACAUGAAAACAACACUGGUUUUAAAACGGAAAUGCAAGAGUAAAUUGACUAAAUCGCACCGUUUGGAGAUUUAAUGAUGAUCAAAAUUAAAAUUAAUGACACGUUCAGAUGUCUCGCGUGUGAAUGUUAACUUCACAAAUUACAACCUGGUCUCAUUAUGGCAAUUUGGUCGGCCUUUUUUUUUAUCUUGUAACAAAAGCAACAAGACUGAGAAUCACUCCUAAUUUCUUAAUGUGAAAUUUUACUUUUUAAAAAAAUAAUGUGUCCGUAUCCGAUAAUUGCUAGUCGUUAAUAUUUACAUUUUGGGGAAAAGUUGACUUUUUAAUGUAGAGUAAAUUUUUUUUACGUAAAAAUGUGGUUAUGACUAAUAUAUAACGAUUUAAUUUAUAGUGGGAGUGCGGGAUAGCUUUAUGUAUGACAAAAAUUAAACAAAUACGUUGUCAGUAGUUCAAUUGCCACUUUUCAUAGAGGGGAUAAAAGCACCUUGCAACAAUGCCGUUUGAUCGUAUGUAUGUUUGUGAUCAGUUUCAGCUUAUUAUGAAAUCUGCAACCAGCAUGCGUAUUCCAUGCUGUAACGAAUAAUGAUCAUUAUUGGUUUAACAUUUUUGGAUGUAAAUUGCUGCAAUUAAAUAAAUGUACAACACUGA